AUGGCCAAACGAUCCGCCAAACCCAGCCAUGGCUCCAAGGACCAAAGACAAACCGUGUCAGAGACAUCGGUGUCCGACACGCAGCAAAGUUUCCCAAAGACACUCGACAGGCCCCAGUCUAGCUUCGCUACCCUGUCUGAUUCAAGAGUGCGGACAGCCCUGCAACUGGUGCUUCUCGCAGCACUGUAUGCACCCGUCUCACAGCUGAACCUGUCGCCAGUCUACGGGGAGAUACCAUCUCGUCACUACCAUCGAUAUGGACUGACCGCGUCCUUCCUGGCUGCGUUCCUGCUUCGGGGCCAUCUACCGCCGCGAACCGCUCGUGUUAUUGUGCCACUUUGCUUCUGGGUGCCGCCCAUCCAGUUUGUCUUGUUCCGGUUCAGCUCGGUGCUGGGAAACCCUUUGGGCCCCGUGGUCACAGAGAGCCUGACUUGCUUCCUAGUGGUGACGAUGUCCUUCUACGUUGCCAUGCAAUCGUUUGACAGCGUGAUCGGCAGAUCUGACUCGAGUCUAGGCGAGGCUGCGCCCUCGAUGGGCUUGUUCGUGCUUUUCAACGUCUUGCACCAGGCGUGCAAGGGAUUCAUCUCGUCCACCGUCGGUCCUGGCUUCCUGAGGUCUCGCAUCGGGAUGCAACUGAUGGUAGCGUCAUUAUACGGCAUGGUCUUGCCCAACAGUGUUCUCUGGCCCUCGCUCCCAGCUGUGGCUUUCACUCUGGUGGCGAAUCCCCAUUGUGGUCUCUCGCGGACUACUCAGGUGCUGAACAACACACUAGCACUGCAUCACUACACGCUCCUGGAGCGGAAGGAGUCCAUCACCGGAUACAUCUCAGUGCUGGAGGACAACGACAAGGGGUUCCGCGUCAUGCGAUGCGACCACAGCCUGUUGGGUGGAGAAUGGAAGAUGCCACCACCCAAGAAGGGCGGGGCCAGAAGAAGAGUCGGCGAGCCCAUCUACUCCAUCUUCGUCAUGCUCGAGGCCGUCCGCCUUGCAGAGCCCGCGCCGAGCAGUCCUCAAAAGACUGCCUUGAACGUCGGCCUCGGGGUAGGGACGGCCCCCUCGGCACUGAUCCAGCAUGGCAUCAACACCACCGUCAUGGAACUCGACCCUGUCGUCCACGAAUUCGCGCUCAAAUACUUCAACUUCCCGCACAACCACAGCCAUUACAUCGGAGACGCCGUCCACGCGGUGACCACGGCGAACUCCUCCGAGGCAAACUCCUACGACUACAUCAUCCAUGAUGUCUUUACGGGUGGCGCCGAGCCCGUGGCGCUCUUCACCACUGACUUCCUUUCGGGACUGCACAUGCUGUUGAAACCCGAUGGAGUCAUCGCCAUCAACUACGCAGGAGAUCUAGCGAUGCCGGCCUCGUCCCUGAUCUACCGGACCAUCACUUCUGUGUUUCCCAGUUGCCGAGUCUUUAGAGAAGACGAGGCGCCCGCGCCGGGGGUCAAGCCCGACGACUUUACGAAUAUGGUCUUCUUCUGCCGGAAACAGAAUGUGCCCGUCAAGUUUCGGAAGCCCGUGGCCGCAGAUUUUCUGGGGAGUGGUGCGAGACGGGCGUUUCUGCUUCCCAAGCACGAGAUCAUGCCGGACGAAUUUGUCCGUGAGGGCGGGAUACUCGAGCGUGGAGACACGAGGGAGCUGGAGAAGUGGCAGGCUCAGAGCGCGAUCGGGCAUUGGAGGGUCAUGCGGACGGUGCUCCCGGAUGCUGUUUGGGAGAACUGGUGA
Molecule: messenger RNA, 1728 nt
Organism: Cladophialophora yegresii CBS 114405
Lineage: Eukaryota; Fungi; Ascomycota; Eurotiomycetes; Chaetothyriales; Herpotrichiellaceae
Exons: 1
Coding region: 1-1728 (575 amino acids)
Biological process (GO): polyamine biosynthetic process
Molecular function (GO): thermospermine synthase activity
Source: RefSeq, a predicted model, not a curated record